CAGCAUUAAAUUUCCCAACCUGAUUCGAUUUCACCGCUGUUUAUAUUUGAUGUGUUUUCCAUUUUAAGUAACCUUUAGGGUAGGUAAUAUUGUGCGCUUGUUUACUAUUGUGUUGGUAACUUUUCCCAUUAGGAUGGAUAAUGCCGAAGAAUUUAUGCAUUCUCUUGAAGAAUUUAGUAAGUUAAAACCGAAAGAUAUUCCCCGAGAGCUUGAAGAUUAUUUGGGUUAUGUUGCGAAAACAGGAGACCCUGUUUUCAAGUGGUCCAUUAUAAAGUGUCUUUUUCGAGAGAAAUUACUGAAUGUUAUUACUGAUUUUUAUGAAAGCACUCUGUCUAUAGAACUGCCACAUUGUCCAAAUGUCGAACCCUUUAAUUAUGAAAGAAUGAAAGCAAAUCUAUUAGAAAAACUUGAUUCAUUUAAUGGUGCUCCUUUUACUGUUCAGAGAAUUUCUGAGCUUCUGACUAAUCCAUUUAAGGAAUAUAAUAGGGCAGAUAAAUUCAUGAGAGCUGUUGAAAAGAAUAUUUUGGUUGUCAGUACUCGUGAACCAGGCAGAUAUGCUGACAAUGAUGUGGAUACACAACAAGAAUCUUCUCUUAAUGGAGUACCUGCACCAAAUUAUUCUGGAAUUGAAUCUUCGUUCUCAUGUAAUGAUAUUGGAGAUGCUGACUCUUCAUCACAUACUAAUCAAGAAUCUCAAAUUAAUUUAGUGACAGGUGCCUCCUCAAAUAGUCAAACACCAGUUUUGUUAAAGGAAAAUGCAGUAGCUGUUGAAGACAGUGCUUAUUCUGAUGAACUAGGUCUUGUUAGGAAUGAUGAAGUAAGUCAAGAAAUAAUAAUUGAAGAAAAAGACAAUGAAACAGUCAUUUGUUCUACCAGUAAUGAAAAGUCACCAGAGUCUGGAGAACCACAAAGUGAAAGUACUUUAUCAUUAGCUUCAUUAGAAUAUAAGUUAUUAAAAUGUUUAGAAGAUUCUAAUAUUUCCUCCAAACAACCCAGUGUUGAAUUUAGUGAGUCGAACGCAGCCAAUCGUUUGCCAGAGGAUUCGUUUGAAAAUCAAACUGUUAUGGUCACUGUGAGUAAGAAUUCUUUUAACCAAAUUGAAAUAGUUAUUUAUCCGCCAAUCUUUAAAGAAGGUUCUGAAUCUUAUGCUUCUCAGGUGUCUGAAGAACCCCAUUCUACUGAAUGUGAUACUAGUAAUUCUUUGGAUUCUGAAACCAGCAAUUCCUGUGAUUCUGGUUUGUUGGUUAAACAGACAGUUGAUGAACAGCGUAGUAAUGAUGUGGAAUCUAAAGUUGAUUCAUCAGGGGUUAAUGAAUCAGCGUCAACAUCCAUUGAUUCAAUUAGUGAAAUGGCUGAAACUGAAGAUUCAGAAGUUUCUAAUCCUACAACCUUAACAUCUUGUGAACCAUCUGAAAUGGAUGUUUCAGAGUGCCAAAUAUCUCAUGUUGACCAGUCUCGAAAUUGAAGAAAUAAUGUAAUUAAAUAGUCCGUGCGCUUUAAAUAUCGUAUUAAUAUUUAAUAUGUUUUUUUAUUAUUGACACUAUAAAAUUGUAUAAAAUAAUGGUAUUUUGAAAAGGCACUGUUACUUGAUUUUAACAUUUACUUAAUAUGUUCCUCUGUCUUCUUUGCUUUCUGAAGGAGAUAACAUUUUACAGUUAAUAAUUGUUUGUGUCUUGUUGGAAUCAAUAUUAGUUAUCACAAGAAGGCAUUUAAAGUUGUGUUAUAGCAUAUUAUGAAUGUUCUAAACACACUAUUAUAUGAGAACUAUUUAAUUUUUUAUUGAACACUUUCUUGUCCAUUAAUUAUGUGUGAUGAGAAAAGUUUUUUAUGAAGAUGUAUUCAGGGUUUUAUUUAUUGAUAGUAUUUAAGAAAUCUUGUGAUUUACUUCAGAAACAUGAAUAUUUUUGUAAAUAUAAAUUGUUUAACUCCAUCUAUUGUGUAGAUUUAAAAAUAAAGUUUUGAUUUUAUCGUUA
Molecule: messenger RNA, 1973 nt
Organism: Nezara viridula (southern green stink bug)
Lineage: Eukaryota; Metazoa; Arthropoda; Insecta; Hemiptera; Pentatomidae
Source: the annotation of a GenBank genome assembly